Messenger RNA from Mugil cephalus (flathead mullet), 1091 nucleotides. RefSeq lists its product as uncharacterized. The transcript is spliced from 5 exons. The record is from RefSeq and is a predicted model, not a curated record. NCBI's taxonomy places the organism in Eukaryota, Metazoa, Chordata, Actinopteri, Mugiliformes, Mugilidae. The coding region runs from base 445 to 906 and encodes 153 amino acids.
UUACUUUUGCCAGUCCUUAUCCUGUUAAGUCGGUUUCUGCUGGAAACUAAUCUCUCUUUCAUUCCCUUCCAAAACCUAAGCUCAGCCGUCACCUCGUUGGUACCGGAAGAGAGCGGCGGCACGGAAGAUCUGCUGCGACAGGUGCAUCCACGCAUCGUGUAGGGUUCUCCAUCUGUCGCUAAUCCCGUUUGAAGACCAGCGAGGUCAUCAGUCAGAUCCCCAUAAGAGCAGAGAGUGACAGAGCAGAGGUGUAUACAGGUACACAAACUGAAGCACUGGGAGCGAUGCAGCAAAUGGACUUUACACUUUACGACUUUUAGAAAUGAUCAUCUGAGCGCGUCCACGGGGAGAUACAACGCACAGAUUGAACAAAGGCACAUCGAGUUCGGAAAAGACCUCCGCCUGAUUCACCGACAGUCGUCUACGCAGGACAAAACUCAGGAAAUGGAUUCCCUCAUGUCGCUGGGUGCUCCCCUGAAGCAGUUCACCAGCUGUGUGUCGGGAAAAAGCGCCACCACCAAGCGGGUGGCCAAGAGGAGCGAGUCGGUCCGCAGGAACAGCUUCACCCGCAGGAAGAGCAUCAGCAGGAGGAGAAGCCUUCCCUGCACCACUCAGAAAGUCCCGGACUCCUGGCUCCGGUCGUACCAGGCUGAACUGAAGAGAGAAAGGAAGCGCCAGCAAGCCAUACUGGCCAAGAAGAACGCAGAAAGGACUGUCAGGAAAACUCACUUCAGGAGCCACCACUGCCUCCCAAGGCAGACCACCGGUGCCAGGAAAGCAGCCCCAGCAAAGGACGAUUCCUUCUUUGGAGCCUUUCAGGGUCUGAGUCUGGACGGGCUGAUGGGAAACCCUACAGGAACCUGCGCUGCUCCUCCUGCGGGUGCUGAUCCGUGCAAAGUCAUGUGAGACUCAACACUGAAGGACAAACGGACUUUUUUUUAAAUUUAUUUAUUUAUUUUAAAGAGUUCCCGACAAAGGAGAUUUGAUGGAGAAAGAAGAUCUGGAUUUAAAAUAAGGCAGUAUCACACUUUAUAAUCCAAGAAUGUGUUUCUUCAUUAUUGUGUAUUAAAUAUUGCUCCCCCUAGCAGAAA